This is a messenger RNA of Lathyrus sativus (Indian pea), 807 nucleotides long. NCBI's taxonomy places the organism in Eukaryota, Viridiplantae, Streptophyta, Magnoliopsida, Fabales, Fabaceae. The record is from the annotation of a GenBank genome assembly.
AUGAUAACUAAGCUAGUGCAUCCAUCAAUGUCUGAUUCUCAUUUGAGUCCUCUGGUUUGUAGAACUGUGAAUAUCAUGAAACUUCAAAGAUUUGGACCGGUUAUUAACCGUUCAAGGAUAAACACUUCAAGAUUUGGUGACAAACCAUUAUGGUUUCGACCCUUUACUAUUAUUAAAGUUGCAGGAAAAUCCUCUGGUUAUGGCUUAGUUGAAGAUGAAACAGUUGCUCAGAAGAAAAUAGAACUUUAUCAGGCUUUGGAAGGAAUCAACAGAGGGAUAUUCGGAAUCCCAUCUGGAAAGAAGUUGGAAAUUGAAAGUUUGGUCAAGCAGCUAGAAUCUCAAAAUCCUACUCCAGAACCAACUCUUGAACUGGAUAAGGUGGAUGGAUGCUGGAGGCUUGUUUAUAGCACUAUCUCAAUUUUGGGAUCAAGAAGGACAAAGUUAGGCCUAAGAGACUUUAUUUCAUUAGGUGAUUUCUUUCAGACUAUUGAUAAAGCCAAGAACAAAGCAGUCAAUGUGGUAAAGUUCAAUGCAAAAGGGCUGACAAUGUUGUCUGGAGAGCUUACUAUUGAGGCCUCAUUCAAGAUUGCUUCUAAAACAAGGGUUGACAUUACUUUUGAAAAAUCCACAAUCACUCCUGAUCAGUUGAUGAAUGUGUUUCGAAAAAACUAUGAUAUUUUGUUGAGCAUCUUCAAUCCAGAGGGGUGGCUAGAUAUCACAUAUGUUGAUGACAACAUGAGAAUAGGAAGGGACGACAAAGGCAAUAUCUUUGUAUUAGAAAGAUUUGAAGAUAGUAGCUACUCCUAG